This is a messenger RNA of Nematolebias whitei (Rio pearlfish), 2697 nucleotides long. It is a transcript of the gene usf2, whose product is annotated as upstream transcription factor 2, c-fos interacting. Gene Ontology annotation, biological process: regulation of transcription by RNA polymerase II. The record is from RefSeq and is a predicted model, not a curated record. The transcript is spliced from 10 exons. Lineage: Eukaryota; Metazoa; Chordata; Actinopteri; Cyprinodontiformes; Rivulidae. Bases 357 to 1286 code for a protein of 309 amino acids. Gene Ontology annotation, molecular function: DNA-binding transcription factor activity, RNA polymerase II-specific; protein dimerization activity; RNA polymerase II cis-regulatory region sequence-specific DNA binding.
CGAGGGAGGUUCGGCUUGGUUCGGUCCACAGAGGCCCGGCAGAAUCCAGUCCGGUUCUUGACUCCUUCAUCCAGUCCGGAUCAGCACCGAGGCUCGGUAGAGGACAGAAAGGACAAAAACCAGACGGUCCGUCUGGGUCUGGCACCAGAACCAACUGCUGUCCUCAACCCGGUCCACCUCCAGAACCCCGCGGUCCGAACACGGAACCGGAGCUGGGUUCGGUUUCCCCGGAAGCAGCAGCGGCCUCCGUUCGGCUCCGAGCCCGCCCGGAGCCUCACGUGUCCCGGUUCGGCUCCCUCACAUGACCCGGCUGUUUGUCCCCGUGACCAGAACCUCCGUCCGCCCGGGACCGCCUCAUGGAGCUGCUGGAGCAGAACCUGGAGGGUUCGGGGAGGCACGAGAAAACGGAACCGGAAGAAGAGCUGCACCUGCAGGAAGGAGAAGCCGUUGUCUCAGAUGGACACUCUGCGGUCACCAUCACCAGCGUCCCUCAGGCUGCGUUCUCUGACCACGGCGUUCAGUACCAGUUCCGUACGGAAAACGCUGGAGGACAGGUGACCUAUCGGGUCGUUCAAGUGUCGGACGAUCAUCUGGAAGCAGCGGCAGACGGAACCGGCGCCGUCAGUGUCGUCUCCACGGCAGCGUUCGCCGGAGCCCCUCAGGCCGUGGCUCAGGCAGUCAUCCAGAACCCCUUCAGCAACGGGGGCAGUCCCGGUGGGGAGACCGUGGGGGGAGAAACACGCUUCGCUUACUUCCCCACCGCCGCCGUCAGCGACGGGGCGGCCGUGUCGGUGCAGACCGCCGCCGACCCGACGAUCGCGCAGGCGGGAGGUCAGUUCUACGUGAUGAUGCCCCCCGAGGUGCUGCAGACCAGCAGCCCCCGCAACAUCGCGCCGCGGAUACAGACCUGCAGCUCGAAGGUGGAGGGUCCGCGGGCCCCCCGGGACGAUAAGAGGAGAGCUCAACACAACGAAGUGGAGAGAAGACGAAGAGACAAGAUCAACAACUGGAUCGUCACGUUGUCCAAACUGAUCCCGGACUGCAGCAUCGACGCCAGAACUGGAGCGAGUAAAGGAGGCAUCCUGUCCAAAGCCUGCGACUACAUCCGAGAGCUGCGGCAGAAAAACCAGCAGCUGCAGGACGGAUCCAAGGACGCGGAGCGGGUCCAGAUGGAGAACGAGCUGCUGCGGCAACAGAUGGAGGAGCUGAAGAAUGAGAACGCGCUGCUUCAAGCCAAACUGCAGCAGCACGGCGUGGAGGUCAAUGGAGACGAAACGCCGCAGUGACCUUUGAACCCGGGCAGCACCACAGCUCCUCUUGGAUCGGUCCAGGACGGGGAACAGAUGGAGAGACGCCUGAGAGGUGGAGGACGGGAAGCAGGUCGCACCUUGUCUUCAGGUGCACCCACGUCUCUUUAAACCACCAAACUGCCACAAACGGACUCACCUUUACAGAUUCCAGCUUUUUAUCUCCGAGUUGAACGGACCUGAACCAUGGCCCCACUCGGUCUGGAUUUAUUGGAGGACCACGCAGACCUCCUGAGAUGGACCUGAACCAUGGCCCCACUCGGUCUGGAUUUAUUGGAGGACCACGCAGACCACCUGAGACUUCAGAAACCUUCAUUCUGCUGCGAGUAAACUCAGAAACUUUUCAGAAACUGAGCCGGAUAUGAAGGUUUUUAUUCUUGGCUUGAAGCCUGAGCAGUAGUCAGGGUGUUACCUGGCUCAGGUGAGUGUGAGGGGGGCGGGGUGGGGGCUGACUUCUUUCAGCACCAGGUUUAAACCGGUCCGGUGGAGCAGGACCACAGCUCUAACCUCUGGUUCUGACCCAGUAAAUGUUUGUUUCCAUGGAGCAGCGGAGACGUGGACACCAACAGGUGGUCACCAGCGUAUAGAACCAGUUCCUGUGGUUGGAUCAGAAACUUCACCAGUUUCCUUCGGCUGUUGGAUGAACCUGAAUUCUGAGCGAGGCCCUCGCUGCGACAAACACGAGUUGUCUGUGAGCAGCGAGCCGUGCGGCCGCAUGCUGGGACCGCUUUACAACAUCACAAGCAGUGUGUGCAGUGCAGCGUGCACGUGGUUCCCGACUCGUACCUGGACAGGUGGAACACGACACGUCGUUGAGCCUCAACUAAAACUAAACGUCUUUUAAAUACUUCACAUUUGAACGAGUGCAGUGAGGUCAGCAACAACAAACCCGACCCAAUAAUCUGAAGCCGUCAGUCAGGACCACGUCCCGUUGGUUCACGUGGAGGAACCAGAAACUGGUUCCGUCCUCGCGGCUUCAGCUUCCACAUCCCGGCCCGCUCUCUAGUUACGAAUGACGUCGUCUUUUUGAGACGAUGGAUCUUUGGUAAAUUCAGUUUGUGGCAGCGCAGCGAGAGGCUGGCUUCACUCGGCAGAUCAAAUCAUGAAAAGAACCGAGAGGGAUCCGGUGUCGAUGUUGGUGCCAUCAAAAAGGAAUCCAGUGAGAUCUCCAUCACUUGAAGGUUCUGCGUGUUGGACUCUGGUCCUGAACGGGUUUUAAAACGAGCUGAAGGUGAGCAACAACUCCUGUACAAAACUAGAUUGAUGCAGCUUCUGUGGGAUUACCUUGUGCUUUUAUCUCUUGAAUGAACUCUAAUCAUCUGUUUUCAUUUUGAGCCUCCGAACUGAUCAGCUGAUCUUUUAUUUACUGACACGUUUCAUGUUUGAAUAA